Molecule: messenger RNA, 3276 nt
Organism: Dipodomys ordii (Ord's kangaroo rat)
Lineage: Eukaryota; Metazoa; Chordata; Mammalia; Rodentia; Heteromyidae
Gene: Acer2
Product: alkaline ceramidase 2
Exons: 6
Coding region: 51-878 (275 amino acids)
Biological process (GO): ceramide metabolic process
Cellular component (GO): membrane
Molecular function (GO): hydrolase activity, acting on carbon-nitrogen (but not peptide) bonds, in linear amides
Source: RefSeq, a predicted model, not a curated record
GCUGUCCUCGGCAGCGGCGGGGGCGGCGGCUCCAAUGCCCCUGGGCGGCCAUGGGCGCCCCGCACUGGUGGGACCAGCUGCGGGCUGGCAGCUCGGAAGUGGACUGGUGCGAGGACAACUACACCAUCGUGCCGGCCAUCGCCGAGUUCUACAACACGAUCAGCAACGUCUUGUUUUUCAUUUUACCUCCUAUCUGUAUGUGCUUGUUUCGUCAAUAUGCAACGUGCUUCAACAGCGGCAUCUACUUGAUAUGGACUCUCUUAGUUGUAGUGGGAAUUGGAUCCGUCUACUUCCAUGCAACCCUUAGUUUCUUGGGUCAGAUGCUUGAUGAACUUGCAAUACUUUGGGUUCUGAUGUGUGCUCUGGCCAUGUGGUUCCCCAGAAGGUAUCUACCAAAGAUUUUUCGGAAUGACAGGGGCAGGUUCAAGGCAGUGGUCUGCGUCCUGUCUGCAGUUACAACAUGCCUGGCAUUUGUCAAGCCUGCCAUCAACAACAUAUCUCUGAUGACCCUGGGGGUUCCCUGCACUGCACUACUCAUUGCAGAACUGAAGAGGUGUGACAACGUCCGGGUGUUUAAGCUGGGCCUCUUCUCAGGCCUCUGGUGGAUGCUUGCUUUGUGCUGCUGGAUCAGUGACCGAGCCUUCUGUGAACUGUUAUCGUCCUUCCACUUUCCCUACCUGCACUGCGUGUGGCACAUCCUCAUCUGCCUCGCCGCCUACCUGGGCUGUGUGUGCUUUGCCUACUUCGAUGCUGCCUCAGAGAUCCCUGAGCAAGGCCCGGUGAUCAAGUUCUGGCCCAGUGAGAAAUGGGCCUUCAUCGGUGUUCCCUAUGUGUCCCUCCUGUGCGCCCACAAGAAGUCGCCAGUCAAGAUCACGUGAUGGCAAGGCAGAGUGGCUGGCCUCUCUGCUUCCUUUCCUUCAUGCACUGGGCUUCAUUUGCUAGCAAAGACAGCCAAGGGUGUUGGGUGUGUCUUUCUAAAAGUUCUGUUCCUUUGGGCUCUAACUAGUGUCUGCGGACUGCCAGGAUUCCACUUAGCCUGGAGAAGUGUGUGAAAGUAGAUGGUUGGGGAUAUGAGAUGUACCUUUCCCAGCAUCACUUGCAGGUGCAUCAGCUUGCUGGGCUGGGGCAGAAUAGUCUCUUAGGGCUCCUGAGCAUCCUAUUGGCCUCUUCCUGGAGAAGGUUGGCCCACCCCAGACACCAUUCCCACGCUCUUUUGAAGUGGAUGCUACCCUGAUAGAUAAGGAUCCCCCCCCCCCCGCCCAGCCUGUCACGGCUGGAAGGUGCCAGAGACUUCCACUUGGGGAAAUACUCUUUAAACCAAACCAAACCCCCACAGGACUGUGGCUCAGGAGCCUGUUUUCACUUGCCCUUGCCAUUAGUCAGGUUUUCUGUACAUUUGUGAAUCCUUUUUACUACUACCUACCUCUGCUGAGAGAUGGAGAGAGAAAGGCUAAUGAGCAAAACCUUCUACACCAAAAUCACACUCCACUUUAAGCCGUUCUUGAAGAUGGGCACAACUUCUCAAUGCUGACAUCCUUUCUACCCUACUCUCCAGCCAGCUCAGUAGCCUCAAAUCCACAGACUAGCUAUGGUGCGAAGAUGCUGUAUGCCACCCCCUCCUCCCUCCUCACCUUGUGACCCCCUAGGUAAGAUUACAAUAGAGCUCUUUUCAGUCACAGUAGGGGGCGCUGGUUUAAGCUUCGGAGCAUAUAGGCAGUUUUAUUUUAUUUUGAACUUUUCCUCUCUUGAGGCUGCCAGUAUGCCACACCAUUCUGCAAAUUACCUCCAAGAACCUUACUUCUUACUUUUCCACCUUUCUUGUGGGAAUUCUCUCCACAUUCCCACAAUGCCAGGUGCUUCCUGUCGUUUUCUAGAGCAGCUGACUUGCUUGCUUUUCUCAGAUGCUGGUGGUCACAAUACACUGGCUGGCUGGUUGUGCUCAUGGAUACAGCAGGGCCAGUCUGUGACCUUCUGGGGUUUUCUCAUCUAGCCUGAUGCUGGCUACAGGGAGUCUCUUCACUCAGCUGCAUGGUAGGCUCUGGCAUAGUCAUCGGGUCUAGGGUGGGACCUCGGGCCCUCAGGGAUACUCACUAUAACUCAGGCAUCUCCUGCUGUGUAGCACUGUAGUGUGAGGAGAGGGCGCAGACAUGGCCAUCCCUUGUGGGUAGGUGUUGCAAGAACUGUUUCUCUGAUUAGAAUUGGUACAGGAUCCAAAGUUUAGCAGCAAACCUUAUUUAUAGAAGAGUGAUGUAUGAACUAAGUGGUAUUUUAUUAGGUAUAUAAUGGAAGAUAAAAUGUAUAGGAUUUACUUAACAUGUUAGGAAGUGACAGUGUACAUGAAUGUAUUGAUGUUUUGCAAGGUAGAGAACACUGACAGCAAAGGGGAGUAUACAUGUUGCUUUGUAAUAGCUUAGGAUAUAUUUAAAAAUGGUUUUGAGUUGAAUAUUUGGAGGAAAUUGUACUUCCAUGACAUCUAGUGGUUCAUGGAUAGAACUGCUGUAACUCCUUUGGCUUUCUUGUCUAAGCAGUUUUAAAGGGAAAUAUCAGACAUCCUCAUUUGUGGUUGACCUUACCAGGAAUAGAUUCUAGUCUCAUUUCUUUGGCAAUGUAAAAAUGUUUUAAAGUAGUGGUAUUGGCAUAUUUGGAGGCUAGAUGUCUUAAUAGGAAUAAGGAGAAGUAAGGAAUAGAAUGUGGGAAAUGGUGUGUGUGUGUGUGUGUGUGUGUGUGUGUGUGUGUGUGUGUGUGUUUAUCCCGUUUCCCUUAUGUCAGGGAACAGUCAAGGAAGGACCAUUGCUCUUUAUCAGGAAAAGGGCUUAUUCCCUGGCAGAGCUGCUAAAAAAAAAUCCUGGAUCCAUCACUGAAAUUAGGGGUAAAAUGUAACUGAUGGGCAUAUUUGAAUGACCUGGAAGAAAGGAAAAAGGUGCCCUGCCUUGUGGGUAAUUUCCAGCUCUCUUUUGUAAGACAAAUGACUGAGGAAUCAUAAGGAAUGAUUUUAUAUGAACAUCUGUAUGCCAUUCUAGAGAUUGUUUCCAAAGUGAUAAGAGCUGAGAAAACAAGAAAUGGAUCAUAUUUGAGAAGGACUAGUUUUGAAUGGAAGUCACUACAGCUUGCUCACACAUAGUGGUAACUCAAGAGACCAGGCAUACAACUUACCUUAUUUUAAAUUGGGUGAGAAUAGGAUCCAUAUUUAUAUCAAAGCACUAUAUGCUCUUUAGAGAAAACUCAGAAUUUACAAAAAAAUGUAGAAGAAGAAAAAGCAACACAUGUUUCUAUUGC